AUGCUCAACUGCAGCAAGUGUAUGCAGCCGAUCGGCGAGGUGGGUCCGGUGCUGGCGUUGAAUAGGCGAUGGCAUCCGGGCUGCUUCGUGUGUGAGGAAUGCAACUGCAACCUCGUGGACAAGCCCUUCGCCUCCAAGUUGAACGCACCCUAUUGCGAGUCCUGCUUCGCUAACAAACAUCGUCCCAUGUGUGAGAAAUGUUCAGAACCAAUCGAAAGUGAGCAGAAGUACGCGGUGAUUGGUGGAAAGCCCCACCACGCCACCUGUUUUGUCUGUGAGGUCUGCCAGAAGGCCCUCUACGGCGGCAAAUACGCAAGUAAAAAUGGUCGAAUCACGUGCCUCGCCCACCGCUGA
This is a messenger RNA of Echinococcus granulosus, 354 nucleotides long. Its product is annotated as Four and a half LIM domains-containing protein. Gene Ontology annotation, molecular function: transcription coregulator activity. The record is from RefSeq and is a predicted model, not a curated record. Gene Ontology annotation, cellular component: Z disc; nucleus. The transcript has 2 exons. Lineage: Eukaryota; Metazoa; Platyhelminthes; Cestoda; Cyclophyllidea; Taeniidae. Bases 1 to 354 code for a protein of 117 amino acids.